Exaiptasia diaphana is the source of this 5390-nucleotide messenger RNA. RefSeq names its product E3 ubiquitin-protein ligase RNF19A. Gene Ontology annotation, molecular function: ubiquitin conjugating enzyme binding; ubiquitin protein ligase activity; zinc ion binding. NCBI's taxonomy places the organism in Eukaryota, Metazoa, Cnidaria, Anthozoa, Actiniaria, Aiptasiidae. The coding region runs from base 411 to 2090 and encodes 559 amino acids. Gene Ontology annotation, cellular component: cytoplasm; ubiquitin ligase complex. The record is from RefSeq and is a predicted model, not a curated record. The transcript has 5 exons. Gene Ontology annotation, biological process: ubiquitin-dependent protein catabolic process; protein polyubiquitination; positive regulation of proteasomal ubiquitin-dependent protein catabolic process.
AUUUCAAACACUAUUUUUGUGUCCAUUAUAUAGAUUAGCGUUCACAAUGUUGUAAAUAAUAUACAGAACGUAGAUAUUUUAUAUUUUUUUUAACUGAAUUUCCCGAACUAGGGUUUCAUACGAUCCGUAGCCCGACUUGACGAUCGUUAAAGACACUGGAAAUACAACAAGGCUCUGCCUGUCGCUGACAGACUGAGACCAAGUACUUUAUCGCAAAACUCUAAUAUACUGCCGUCUGUAAGCUUUUUAUUGCAUCGCACUUUUUAUUUAACUUUUUGUGCAUUUGAUACAUGAUGUUGUGAAAUUCGGGGCAGACAAGGCWGGCCAUCUUUCAACAGUAAUUCUAGAAKUGGGUCUCGGAGUUAAGCAUUUGUGGUGAGCGAUCGCCAUAUCUUUUCGUCAAAAAGAUCAUGGCUCUUGCUGGAGAAGAAGUUGAAAAACCUUGUUCUUCAAGUCAGAAGCAAGUAUCAUCUGGUAGUAGGAAAGAUACAAAGCAAAGAAGAAAUGGCAGAUUUUCAUURCGUAGACUUUUUAGUYGCUCCAGAAACUAUAAAGGUGAAAGCAAAAAUGACAAGAUCUCAAGGAGUAGGAAAUCCAGUAGUGAAACAAUGGUGAUUUGUCCUGUGUGUUUUGUUGUGAGACCAAGAAGCAUGUUUCCAGAGAUUUCUACAUGUGAACAUAGAUCUUGCAUAGAAUGCCUACGGCAGUACAUGACAAUUGAGAUCAAUGAAUCACGUGUGAAUUUAACAUGUCCUGAAUGCUCCGAACGAUUCCAUCCHAAUGAUGUGAAACUCAUACUCAAUGAUGAUGUUUUAAUGAACAAAUAUGAUGAAUUUACUUUACGGCGGACAUUAGUUUCUGAUCCUGAUUGUCGCUGGUGCCCUGCUCCAGAUUGCGGGUAUGCAGUAAUUGCAACUGGUUGCGCAAGCUGUCCUAAACUUGAGUGCCAACGACCAAAUUGUAACACUGAAUUUUGCUACCACUGUAAGCAAUUAUGGCAUCCAAACUUGACGUGUGAUAUGGCUCGAUAUCGACGGGCAACACAUAUAAAGUCAUUAUCUACUGAAGGACGUAGUUCUAGGGAAAAUGAUGAUAUGAAACCUUGUCCAAGGUGUGGUGCAUUUAUUAUUAAGAUGGACGAUGGUUCGUGUAAUCAUAUGACUUGUGCUGUUUGUGGUGCRGAGUUUUGUUGGCUUUGCAUGAAAGAAAUCUCAGAUUUGCACUACUUGAGUCCUUCUGGUUGUACGUUUUGGGGUAAAAAGCCAUGGAGUAGAAAAAAGAAGAUUCUGUGGCAAGUAGGAACUCUUAUAGGGGCACCAUUGGGCAUAGCUUUGGCAGCAAGUGUUGUCCUUCCUGCAAUGCUAAUUGGAGUUCCUGUGUAUGUUGGUAGACAGAUUCAUGAUAAAUAUGAAAAGCCUUUUCACUCAUCRCGCAAGAGAAACCUUGCCAUAACAGGUGGUGUGACUAUCUCGGUCCUUAUCUCGCCGAUUCUUGCUGCCUUGACAAUAGGGGUAGGAGUUCCUAUUGCCCUUGGGUACAUCUAUGGUGUGGUACCAGUCUCUCUCUGCCGUAGUGGCGGAUGUGCAACAGUAACUGCCAAGAAUGGAAAAGGAGUCAACUUGGACUUUGAAGAAGAUAGGCCAGCCUUUCCUGGGGCAUCUGGAUUUCUAUUUGGCACAUCACGCUCUAGUAGCCGAGGAAGCAUGAGAAAUGCUGAUAAGAACGGAGGGGUAGUGACAGUGGUAGCUACCGUCAAUAAUUUAGAURCUGAAAGUGGAAAGCAACCAAGUGUUAGCAUGAGCCAAGACUGUGCAAGUCUCAACAGCAGUACAACWGGACCUCGUAUAGCUGACAACGGCAGCCACGCCUCACUUAUUCCUGCACCACGUAGCUGCACUGUYAGCAUUGCCAGCAGCUUUGACAAUUUUAAUGCAAAUGAGAACAUUCCUUCUUCAUCCAUCGCCGAAGUAUCCUCAGUUUCUGAGACUGCUGAAGGGGAAACACAGUACAGUGGAAGUUGUCGUCAGUUGAAUGUCGAAAACAUGGACAAUCUGUCAGUUUUGGAAAGUGUAGGUAGCCAUGAUGACUGAUUUCUUCAGGUUUGCAUUUUGUUUUUAAUUUUUGUGACUAGACAUAUUUUGGUUUUGAGUUUCAGAGUGUAUAUUUAUAAGGAAAUUCAAAGGUUAAUAUAUUAUAAUUCCACCAGAAAUAAUAAAUGUUGAAUGGAAAGCCACUGACGUUAUAUAAAAAUGCAGCAUAUUGAGAAAUACUUUUUGAUCAGAUUUUUUUUCAUUUUUUGUCUUUUUGACAUCUGUUAACUGUUAAAAAAUGUGAUAUUCCUAUUAACGUCAGAUAUUUUCCAAAUAAGAUUAAGUKUCUAUUAAAUUGACUUUAUAAGGUUUGCAUUGUCUUGGAGAUAAACCACACUUGGAAUCUCUCACAGAUAUCUAAUAAUUGAAAACCUCUUCAAACUCAUUGACGUAUACACAUGAACACCAGAGACACUCAUUGACAAGAACAAGCUAAAAAGUUCAAGGUUAAUUUUGUGUGUGCAUGUAAUGUAAACAAUAGGACCUUAGUAAUGGUGCAUGUUACUAACUGUAACUUACAGAAAAAAAUCGAAUUCAAACAUUUCCUACACCCAUAUUUUGCCAAAAAAAACAUCAAAAUAAAAUGUUAUUCCUAUAAGUGGAAGUCCAAUCCCUUGCGCAUAGAAUCAUGAUAAUAUUAAUAAUAAUAAUAAUAAUAAUAAUAAUUGUGUUUAUACAUUGUUUUAAUAACAUUGUGUUUAUACAUUGAAAAAAUGAAUUAUUAAUGAAUUUUUUUAUUAAAAGUUUUAUGAACUUUUCAAUCAUGAUAUUUUUUAGGAAAAAUGUCGAAUUAUUCUAGAAACUACCAAUGCCAAAAUAUGUCUUGUACAAAUCAAAGAAAUGGAAUAGUGAAUAAUAAUUAUAUUAUGAUUGGAAACGUUUUUUUUAUUCAGCUCUGAAUAGGAUAAAAAUGCAGAGAAAUGCAUUAAAUAACACUGUGCAUUAAAAUUAGACUCUUGGGCUAUAGUUUUCCCUUUUCAGACCCUUUGAGAGGAGAAUAAUUUGUUUUCCAUCACUGCUUGUAAACUACAAGAUACUAAAUUUAGUUUUCACUAAGCAAAUAAUUCCACACCUUCCAUAUGAGAUAACCAUAGCCCAAGCCAAGAAAGUCUAUCGUCGUUAAAAUCAUGGUAUUGUAAUAUAGAAUUUGUUACUAAAAUAACAUAAUUGUAUAGUUUUCCUUGUGGCAGUUUUUAGUAUCAAAAUGAAACUUGGUCAUGCUGUCCUUCCCUUCGCCCCAUGGCACGGAAUCCAGUGAGUCACAGACAACAAUUCUUGGUGUGCAAGUUACGUCAUCACCGCCAUGUUGGAUGAAAAUCACAAAGCAUUCCUCAUUAGUUUCUCUUGUUCAUUCAUCCAACAUGGCGGCAACAGCUUUGUUCUWUAUUUCUCWGGGGAUUCCUGGUCAUGUGGUUGCACACCAWGAAUAGAAGCUAAGWAGCUUUGCACUCUAAAUYCAAUAUCAUUUGGAAUCCUUGCAAAGUUUUCCAUGGAAUCAURSGAAAUUCUGUGUCAUGGGAUGAUUCCAACAUGUUAUGAAAGRAGACUUGGAGGGAUAGCAUCACUAUCAUGAAUACUAACAUGUAAAAUAAGUGAAGUUGAAAAAGACACUUAUAAGUACCAAUCCAAAAAAUGUAAAUAUUGGCAUUUCUWAAGAGGACAGUUCAGCUGGCCAUUGCCGACUUCAUAUAUGAAGAUGGCUGUAUGCAACUCUAAUAAUUAAUAAGACAAAAUUGGUCAGAAGUUUAAUAGUGUUUAAAAAAUGUUAAAAUGUCCAAAGAAAUGUUUGCGCUUUUGGACAGUUGUAUGACUUCAAUUUGUCUGGAACCUGUCACUUGAUUUCACAUCUUUCAGUUCAUAAACAAGUUCUCAGGUCRUUACAAUACCAAAACUGCUGGCAGAAGUCUGCUUACCAUCCUUUGUGUCAUCUUGAAAGGUAGCAAUGCCAUUGAGCAUGCAGAGACAGAAAAUUUUUUCACCUACAGACAAUUAUUCACAGGUAUCUGUCAUUGCACGCUCUCACUGGUUGUCUCACUUUGAAAAAAAGUAUGGUUGACAUACCUUUCAAGAUGCCAAAGAGACCUCUGAAGAAAAAUACUUUAUAUUGAUCUUAAGCAAAAAGAAUGUCAGUUUAAUUAUAAAAUUCAAUGUUGUCAGAAUACACCCAAUGGAAGAAAAAGGAAAAUUUUAAUUUUUCAAGGUGUUCUUUGCUUACAAAAUAAUCACCAGAGAAGAUUACACCAUGACUGGAAAUCUGAAUACUUUAUUUUCCAKUUCAACAAUGGUAGAAACUGUCUUAUUUACAAUUUACAAUAACUCUUCUUGCACAAAGGCCUUACAAGAAACAAAGCAUGAUAUUUGCAUUUGCUCUGAAUUGAAACUAGUAUGUAUUCCCAAWUGGCCUAAAAGCACUUAGGAAAAACAGAAAUAACCUCCAUUUAGUAGAAAAUGCCAAAUUAUUAGUAGGGUUAUUGAAAUCAGCCAUUUUUCCAUGCUUUUGUUUGGAUAAGGCCUUUGUCCAACAGAAUUUGUUGUGAAAUAUGUAUAACUGACAACAGUUAUUAGCUUUGAGAUGGAAAAUAAAGUUAAUGUUUCCCUGGAAAUUAAUAGAAAGUGUUCAAUGAUAGAAUGUAAAAUCUAUUUUAAAAUCAAUGUGUUGGUACAAAACUAAUUUUAAGGUCUAGUUUUCUGGCGAUAUUGUUAAGGAAUUAUAAUAAUUAUUUUUUUUGGAAUUAUUCACAUGGCUACUGCAAGAAUCAGUUGCUCCAUUCCCAUGAAUUUAACUUGAAAAUUGCACUUAAUGCUACAGUURCRAACAUUUUUAUAAACRAGCUAUAAUACUCCAGACCUUUAAUUGCAAAGCUUUCAGAGGAUGGCUAUAUUUUCAACUAUAUUUUGAGAAGUACACCCAAAAUCUAAAGGAAUGAAGUCAGCAGCAAUCUGAGAAAUAUUUAUUUACUUAUUAUAAAYCACUCUCAAGCCAUUGAGAAGCAACUGUUUCAAUUUCUUGCCAUGGAAUGAUAAAAGAGGUACAGUAAUUACUACAUGUAUAAGACAAUGUUUUAUUUUAAAAACUGAGUAGAUUAUAGUGUGUUAUUUUGUAAAUAGGAAUUUAAAAUUGCACUUGCUGUUGUUUCCACUACUAUCCACCUAACCCAGACAAACUUCAUGCCAUGCAUUUUAUCAAUUCAGUUUUGAAGUUUAAUUUGGACUGGUUGUAUAGUAAUGGAAUCAACAGUGUAAUAUUUUAGUUGAAAAUACUUGUUCAUGAGUUCAAAUUAAAGUUUUUUAAACAUUAAA